CAAAAAAAUACUCUACUGAAAUGGCCGAAAGCAACGGCACGCACAUAAAAGCACUAUUUGACUGGGUGACCGAGCAUGGGGGCUCGGCCAGCAAGGUCCAGAUCGAGGCUGUUCCUGGAGUCGGCAACGGCGUGGUAGCCAAGCAAGCGCUGACCGCUGGUGAAGCAUACAUACACAUUCCCCCUGAGCUCAUAAUCACAGACAAGGUGUGCCGAUCGAUUCUUCCCGCAGACAGCGAGCUGGAGGGACGCCCACUAAUGUGUGCGUUCCUGGUGCACGAGCGGUUCGUCAACAAGCAGUCGUUCUGGAAACCAUACAUUGACGUACUGCCAAAGGAGUUCCACACGCCGUUGUUUUUCAGCGAUGAUGAGUUGCAGUUUCUGGAUGGCACACCGGCAGGCAGUUCAGUGGGCGAGAUGCGGGAAAAGUACAUGAAGGAAUAUGAGCAGGCGCUGGAGGCGGUGGAGGAGACGGUUCUUCCGCGAUCAGUGUUUACGUUCAACACGUACCUAUGGGCAGUCACAGUCUGCACAUCGCGGUCGUUCACGGACGAUCUGGUGAAGGACCAUGAGGAUGCGCGGUCGGCGCGGAAUGCGAUUCUGUUGCCGUUGAUGGACAUGGUGAACCAUUACCCCCAGAGUAAGGUCACGUGGCGACACGGUACAUCGGGGAUCUCCUUGGUGACCGAGGUGGGGCUGGCAGCGGGAUCGCAGGCGCUGAACAACUACGGGCCCAAGUCGAACGAGGAGCUGAUGCUCGGAUACGGGUUCUGCAUCGCCGGCAACCCGUUUGACUUUUUCCAUGUGAAGCUCAACUACGCGAGCGACCCGCUGUAUAUGCAGAAGAAACAAGUGCUGGAAGCGACCGGACUGGGCGAGUUGCGGCACUGCAUUACGCGGGCAGCGAUGACCACCGAUCUUUUGCCGAUUCUGCGUGUUCUGGCGAUGAACGAGGCAGACAUGCAUUAUCUGGGAGCCGCGCAGCGUGAAGACCUGGAAGACUGCGGGCUGCGGGUAGAGUUGAAUGCGCGUCAUCUUUUGCUACUACUGCUGGGCCAGCAGCGAUGCAAAUUCGAGGCAGUUGAGGCUAAUCUGCCUAACAUUGACACGGAAAACACACGGGUGGCGCGAAUGUACAGGAAGGGCGUCUACGAGGCGAUCAUCAGCACAAUCGACGAGCUUGUCAGCUCAGUACGGCAACUUGGCGCGCUUGGUAGCGAUCUAGCUAGAGCUGGCAAACACGCGCUGCCAAAAUACAUAGCUACGGGUGGAGCUAGCUGCGAUGUUGUGCUGCAGCAGGGCAACACCACUGAUAGCUCGCCCAACAAGCGCGCGCGCACCGAGAGCCCGGUGGAACAGUUUAUCGAUACUGCAGUAAUCACAGAGGAGUCAUUUGUGGGGGACGCUGCAUUCGCAGAGGCUGCAGAGCAGGUGGAUGUGGACGAAGAUACGCUGCUAGCGCUGUUCCUGAUCCGCGCGCUUUUUGAUCCGGCCUCGGUGUGGCAUGCUGCAGUCAAGCGACUUGAAGAGUUCAAGCAUCCGAUGCUGGUAGCCGAGCAGAGCGAGCAGUAUGCGGACAUGCUAAUGGAGCUUUACGAGAUUCACUCCGCACUGUUUCCAGUUCUCAGUGAGACGUUUGCAGAUGUCUUUGAUGCUGGGCAGUUUUCGCUGGACCGGUUCCUGUGGGCAGCAGGCGUAGUCAGCGCACUGGAUGUACGUGUAGCAGUGGAUGGCGAGGGGGAGGCAGUGAAUGGAGUGUGUAUAGUCUGAAUGAGCAGUGUGAUCGUCGAGAAUGAAUCGUCAAUAUCGUUGCAUAGCUACUGGCGAGAAAUGUUUGCGAUGAUCACAAAUAUACACUGGCGACUCUACAGUUAUUUCAUCAACAGUUGGAACGGAUCGCCCAACCAUAGUGUGGCAUGUCGUGUGUGAUAUACUCCGAAAACAGCCCCUUGCAACUGCCUUAAUAUGUUUACUUUCUGAAGUACCUUUCUACGACAUAUAUUGGAGCGUAUGAAGUAC
Molecule: messenger RNA, 2018 nt
Organism: Linderina pennispora
Lineage: Eukaryota; Fungi; Kickxellomycota; Kickxellomycetes; Kickxellales; Kickxellaceae
Product: SET domain-containing protein
Exons: 1
Coding region: 21-1769 (582 amino acids)
Biological process (GO): peptidyl-lysine monomethylation
Cellular component (GO): nucleus
Molecular function (GO): protein-lysine N-methyltransferase activity; protein binding
Source: RefSeq, a predicted model, not a curated record